This is a messenger RNA of Saccoglossus kowalevskii, 850 nucleotides long. RefSeq names its product histone H2B.3-like. The record is from RefSeq and is a predicted model, not a curated record. Gene Ontology annotation, cellular component: nucleosome. NCBI's taxonomy places the organism in Eukaryota, Metazoa, Hemichordata, Enteropneusta, Harrimaniidae. Gene Ontology annotation, molecular function: structural constituent of chromatin; DNA binding; protein heterodimerization activity.
ACGUUCAACAUGCCUCCCAAAACAAGCGGUAAAGCAGCAAAGAAAGGCGGUAAGGCUAAAGCCGCCGCUCGUGGUGGUGACAAGAAGAAUAGACGGAGGGGAAGAAAGGAAUCCUACGGUAUCUACAUCUACAAGGUGUUGAAGCAAGUUCACCCAGACACCGGUGUCUCUUCAAAAGCCAUGUCAAUCAUGAACAGCUUCGUAAACGAUAUCUUCGAGCGUAUCGCAUCAGAAGCUUCCCGUUUGGCUCACUACAACAAGCGUAGAACCAUCACGAGCAGAGAGAUCCAGACUGCCGUCCGUCUCUUGUUGCCCGGUGAGCUUGCCAAGCACGCCGUCAGUGAAGGCACCAAAGCCGUCACCAAGUACACCAGUUCAAAAUAAAUCGUAUGCUAUGCAUGCACGAACCUAAUGGCCUUUCUCAGGGCCACCACAUCCUCCAAAAAGAGAAAUGCCGUAUCGGGAAUGUGAGCGCUCAAAUGUGUGUUAAUUACAUGUACAGUGAACUCAAUAAUUAUUAUUCAUUUUCGAUGUUAGACCAAUGACGCGCUAGGCACACUGCGUAUAGAGAAGAACCAUGUAAUGGACUUAUCACCACAUCUUAUUCGAAAUAGAACAAUCGAGAAAUUACUCAUUCUGUUGAUUCAGAUAUUAAUUUAACAUAUUUUAUUAUAUAUAUUUAUAUAUUUCACUUAUCAUAUAAUGUGAUUUCUGUAUACCCAAGACUUGUUUCCAGUUGCAGUUUAAAUGUUUGUUCAAUAUUUAUGUUUUAUUGGGGUGAUACCGUUGGCAUUUAGUCUUAUCGCUGACAUUAAUUAAUUGUUAAUCAGAUACGACCUGCUAAUUAUGA